CACGCGGUGAGAAAUGUCAAGGCCAUUCACAUAGACAGCAAAAGCGGUGGUCUAAGUCACGUAGGCUAGAUUUAACUGUGCAGGAAAAGAAUAUCCGUCAUUGUCAACGCACGUGGCAAUGCACUCUGUAUUCAUGCAUUAUUGCAGACUAUAUUUGUAAACUUUAUUUGUGCUUUUCACCUGUUUGGAAAGGAGCACGCACUCAGGGAAAACAGAUGACGGAUGACAGACAUUGUCACCAGUGACGCCUCUCCAAUUUCAUAACAGAUUCGAGGCAAGAUUUGGCCACCAGUCAGUGGAGACAAAGUGUUUUUUGAAAUCAUAUCGGCAUAUAAUUGGGUUUGUCGCCAUGGCAGCGUCAAGACUUGUGAAUGUGAUCAACCUUGGACGAAUGGGGUUCAUGUCGGCCUACAGUGUCCAGAAAAACUUUGUACGUCAGAUAUUGGAUACAGUAGCUAGUGGUCAGAAGGUCUUUGGUCAGAAUGUCCUUCUCCUGGCAGAGCACAAUCCAGUGUACACCAUUGGUCUUCGGGACCAUACCUACACAGAGGACAUGGCUAGUGAGCUCCGCUCCAAGGGGGCUGAGUUCUAUAAGACCGACCGUGGAGGUCUGAUAACAUUCCAUGGUCCGGGGCAGUUAGUCGUUUAUCCUAUUCUCAACCUUCAUGAGUUUGAACCUAGCAUGCGCUGGUAUGUUGCAGCUCUAGAGAAGACCAUGAUAAAAACAUGCAAGCAUUUUGACCUAGAUGCCACAACAACAGAUAAUGUUGGUGUCUGGAUACAGGACAGGAAGAUUGGAGCAAUAGGUGUACACGGUAGCAGAUUUGUGACACACCACGGUAUUGCUCUUAACUGUAACACUGAUCUCACUUGGUUCAAACACAUUGUUCCGUGUGGAAUUGAGGGUAAAGAUGUGACAUCGCUGUCUAAAGAACUCCAGCAGCCUGUGCUAAUCAAGGACACUAUCAGUGCCUUCCUUCAGUCCUUUGAGCGAGAGUUUCAGUGUUCAUUCAGCUUUGCAUACAUGGAGGACUCGGACUUGGAUCUUAUCACUAAAGAGCAUUUUGUUCAUCAGGAAAAAAAGGUGGCCAUGCGUCCACAGUGGUGAAGUGUUCUGUGGGUUAAUUUGUGUGUAUGCGAAUCUCGAAUAACAAUGAGCAAUAUCUAUAGAGUACAAACAUACUGUGUGAUGAGGGGGUAUAGUGUACAGAAUGUUUAAUAGACAACAUAGCCAUUUACCUCUUAUAAGGGGGUAUAGUGUACAGAAUGUUUAAUAGACAACAUAGUCAUUUACCUCUUAUGAGGGGGUAUAUUGUACUGUUUCAAUAGACAAUAUACAGUAAAACAUCUUUAUAACGAAUCUCUGGGGACCAAGGAUAUUUAAUAGUACAGGGAAAAAAAAUGGUGACUACAAAGCCGUUUCCAAAAUGAAUGCAACAAGAAUAGUACGUAAUUGUAAAUGGGACCUCAUGGCUGAUACAUGUAACAAACACCGAAUUUGUUUGUCAAUCUUACCUGUGUUGGACACAGGUAUCGAUACAUUUGUAUACAUACAACUCACCAUUGUGCUAGAAGUCUGGCGUCACACAAGUAUUGCGACAUGCCCGAGGCCACUACAUUUUAUGGUUAAUAAUUAGCAUUGAUAUUUACCUGAGCGGACCUAGAAAAUGCUCUGCUAUUGGCAGUCAUUUGUUAUAUAUUUGCAAUUUUACAUACAAAUGAUAGGGCAUCUGGCAGGGAAUGAAAAACACAACGUUAUAGCCAUGAAUUUGUUGUAAGUGUGUUCGUUAUAAACAUGUUUUACUGUACUCGGUUACCUCUAAUGACUAAGAAUAUUUACCUGUUACCUCUAAUGAGUGGGUAUUUACUAGAUUACCUUUAACGAGGUGGUUAAUUAACUAAACAGAUUACUGGUACCUUUAACGAGGUGGUUUAAUUAACUAAACAGAUUACCUUUAACGAGGUGCUUUAGUUAACUACACAGGUUAUCUUUUAUUAGUAGGUAUUUUAACUAGACUAAUAACCUAAUGCCAUAUGUAUUAUAAAACAGGUGCCCUCUAUUGAGAAUCUUUAAACAGGUGUAUACAGCUGACUUCUAAUGACAGGUACAUAAUUUAUGUCCUCUAAACAUUUGACCUCAGGUGACUAUAAUAAACCUCAAACUAGAUGUCUGUAUCAAUACUUUUACUCCAAAUGAACUUGUAUAAUAGGACAAGAAUAGGAUAUCUAUUAUUUUUUGCUGAUACAAUACUUUUUUUUCAAAUUUUCAUCAUUAGAAUGAAAGGUCACAGUGACACUGAGGUCAUCACGACAAAAGGUCAUGCAGAGGUCAUCAGAAGAAAAGAUAACCCUGAGCCUCGAGUCAUCGGAAUGAAGUUACCAUUCUGAUGUUAUCUUAUAGAAGGUCACAUGGAGUUAACAGUAAGAGUUACACACUCCUAGUGUAAGAUCACACACAGAAGUCAAUAUGGUUUGAUUUCAAGUAACUACAAUGGCCACACUCAAUAUUCAUACUAUUCCAGUAUUGAGUGUCAUGGCCACGAAAAUAAGAUAAAAUACGUAUACUGUGUCAUUAUCUUUUUCGAAGGUGAAAUGUUGGAAUCUUCCAAACCUGUACAAUGUGAUUUCUGGUAGAUAGGAUAUCUGACCUACAUAUCAGCCAGUACACAUAGAAUUUAGAAUAGAUAUGACCUAGAUAGCGACUAGUAUGCUUGUAGUUUAGAAUACCCGCUCGUAGUUUAGAAUACCCGGUAGAUAUGACCUAGAUAGCGACUAGUACGCUCGUAGUUUAGAAUACCCGGUAGAUAUGACCUAGAUAGCAACUAGUACGCUCGUAGUUUAGAAUACCCGGUAGAUAUGACCUAGAUAGCGACUAGUACGCUCGUAGUUUAGAAUACCCGGUAGAUAUGACCUAGAUAGCGACUAGUACGCUCGUAGUUUAGAAUACCCGGUAGAUAUGACCUAGAUAGCGACUAGUACAGGUGUAGUUCAGAAUACACGGUAGAUAUGACCUAGAUAGCGACUAGUACAGGUAUAGUUUAGAAUACCCGGUAGAUAUGACCUUGAUAGCGACUAGUACGCUCGUAGUUUAGAAUACCCGGUAGAUAUGACCUAGAUAGCGACUAGUACGCUCGUAGUUUAGAAUACCCGGUAGAUAUGACCUAGAUAGCGACUAGUACGCUCGUAGUUUAGAAUACCCGGUAGAUAUGACCUAGAUAGCGACUAGUACGCUCGUAGUUUAGAAUACCCGGUAGAUAUGACCUAGAUAGCGACUAGUAAAGGCAUAGUUUAGAAUACCCGGUAGAUAUGACCUAGAUAGCGACUAGUACGCUCGUAGUUUAGAAUACCCGGUAGAUAUGACCUAGAUAAUGACUAGUACACUCGUAGUUUAGAAUACCAGGUAGAUAUGACCUAGAUAGCGACUAGUACGCUCGUAGUUUAGAAUACCCGGUAGAUAUGACCUAGAUAGCGACUAGUACACUCGUAGUUUAAAAUACCAGGUAGAUAUGACCUAGAUAGCGAGUAGUACGCUCGUAGUUUAGAAUACCCGGUAGAUAUGACCUAGAUAAUGACUAGUACGCUCGUAGUUUAGAAUACCCGGUAGAUAUGACCUAGAUAGCAACUAGUACGCUCGUAGUUUAGAAUACCCGGUAGAUAUGACCUAGAUAGCAACUAGUACGCUCGUAGUUUAGAAUACCCGGUAGAUAUGACCUAGAUAGCGACUAGUACCCUCGUAGUUUAGAAUACCCGGUAGAUAUGACCUAGAUAGCGACUAGUACAGGUGUAGUUCAGAAUACCCGGUAGAUAUGACCUAGAUAGCGACUAGUACAGGUAUAGUUUAGAAUACCUGGUAGAUAUGACCUUGAUAGCAACUAGUACGCUCGUAGUUUAGAAUACCCGGUAGAUAUGACCUAGAUAGCGACUAGUACGCUCGUAGUUUAGAAUACCCGGUAGAUAUGACCUAGAUAGCAACUAGUAAAGGCAUAGUUUAGAAUACCCGGUAGAUAUGACCUAGAUAGCGACUAGUACGCUCGUAGUUUAGAAUACCCGGUAGAUAUGACCUAGAUAAUGACUAGUACGCUCGUAGUUUAGAAUACCCGGUAGAUAUGACCUAGAUAGCGACUAGUACGCUCGUAGUUUAGAAUACCCGGUAGAUAUGACCUAGAUAAUGACUAGUACACUCGUAGUUUAGAAUACCCGGUAGAUAUGACCUAGAUAGCGACUAGUACGCUCGUAGUUUAGAAUACCCGGUAGAUAUGACCUAGAUAGCGACUAGUACACUCGUAGUUUAAAAUACCAGGUAGAUAUGACCUAGAUAGCGAGUAGUACGCUCGUAGUUUAGAAUACCCGGUAGAUAUGACCUAGAUAAUGACUAGUACGCUCGUAGUUUAGAAUACCCGCUCGUAGUUUAGAAUACCCGGUAGAUAUGACCUAGAUAGCGACUAGUACAGGCGUAGUUUAGAAUAGAUAUGACCUAGAUAGCGACUAGUACGGGCAUAGUUUAGAAAGUUACCUAGAUAUCAACACAGGUAGAUUAGUAUGUGUGAUUAUUGAAUGCCAUGGUUGAAAGUGUGGAGAACUAUUGUGCUGUUUGACUAGUUUUGUGUUGAAUUAUGCUAUGCUAGCAUGAUGAUGAGAUUUUGUAUUGAUACAAGCGGCAAUAUCACUUUGACUGAAAUAUGUCUUUGAGGCAUGGUGCUGCGUCUGAUGUCCGUCUGGCCUUCCAUCUGCCCAGCCAUCCUGCUGGUGUCAACUUUUCCAUUUAAACAUCUCCUCUGCAAUAACCAAGAGAUCCACAGACCGGAUAUUGAACUUAUGGAAUACUUGGAUGAAGAACUUUUAUGUUUGGUAUAAACGAACAACUUUGACAUAUUUUCAAGGUCAUAGGUGUCAAAUGUCUUUUUUAUUAGCUCACCUAGUCCAAAGGACCAAGGUGAGCUUAUGCCCUACCGUGGCGUCUGUCUGUCAACAAUUACCUUGGAAACAUGAUAACUGCAGUAAAUAUCAACCAAGUUUGAUGAAACUCUGUAUGUAGAUAUAUAUAUUGACAAGAUCUUGGACAAGUUUGAAAAUGGUCUGGAGAAUUAUUUGGCAGUGUUGUAUGUCGUAUAAAUGAAGAAUGUGACACCCUAAGGGUGGGAGAAAGGGGCCUAAUAGGGGUAAUGAAAUAGAAAAGAAAAAAAA
This is a messenger RNA of Pecten maximus, 5184 nucleotides long. RefSeq names its product putative lipoyltransferase 2, mitochondrial. Gene Ontology annotation, biological process: protein lipoylation. The coding region runs from base 350 to 1108 and encodes 252 amino acids. The record is from RefSeq and is a predicted model, not a curated record. The transcript has 3 exons. Gene Ontology annotation, cellular component: mitochondrion. Lineage: Eukaryota; Metazoa; Mollusca; Bivalvia; Pectinida; Pectinidae. Gene Ontology annotation, molecular function: lipoyl(octanoyl) transferase activity.